AUGUGUCCCGACGACGACGUCGGCGUUCCCAUCGAGCGCGUCGACGUAAGUGAUGUACCACUCGUGAAAGAUGCGCCCUCGACGUCCGACGCAAACGCGAAUGAACGCGUGCAGAGCUCCGCGCGCGCAUCCGCGCAGCAACCUUUGGGUCACCGCGCGUCGCGAGGUCGAGCGACGUUCGAGCCACGAGCGCGCUCGAGAGACGCGCACGCUCAAAACUGCGGGUGCAUGCUCUGUCGUACGCGUCUUCACGAGCCAGAGCGACGAUCGGGAGAGGAGAGCGACGAGGAAGAAGGCGCGGUUCCGAAGGAGGUUGUGCGGCGCGAGCGGGACGAGCGCGCGUCGAGGGAUCGAUUGACACUCGAGCGUUGCUCGCGGUUGGACACACCGCGAGCGAUUACGUUCUGGCGCGAGUUUCUAUCGAAAGCCACGAGCGGGGGGAACGGGUUGAUGCCGUAUUGGCGAACGAACUCGACUCCCGAACCGAGCGGCGUCAAGCGUCCACGCGACUCGGAAUUGCUAUUGAAUUCUCCAGAGAGCGUGCAAAAGCAAAGGCGCGAGUGCGCGACGGAAGGUGAAAACACGCAUAGUUAA
Ostreococcus tauri is the source of this 594-nucleotide messenger RNA. RefSeq names its product unnamed product. Bases 1 to 594 code for a protein of 197 amino acids. NCBI's taxonomy places the organism in Eukaryota, Viridiplantae, Chlorophyta, Mamiellophyceae, Mamiellales, Bathycoccaceae. The transcript has a single exon. The record is from RefSeq and is a predicted model, not a curated record.